Messenger RNA from Anolis sagrei ordinatus, 4753 nucleotides. RefSeq names its product kelch like family member 1 (gene KLHL1). Lineage: Eukaryota; Metazoa; Chordata; Lepidosauria; Squamata; Anolidae. Gene Ontology annotation, molecular function: protein binding. The record is from RefSeq and is a predicted model, not a curated record.
AGAAGGAGGGGGAGAGUCAGAGAGUCAGAGAAGGAGAGAGAGAGAGAAGGAGGGAGGGGGAGAGAGACAUAGAGAGGCAGGGAGGGAGAGAAGGAGGGAGAGAGUCAGAGAGKCAGAGUCAGAGAAGGAGAGAGAGAGAGAGAGAGAGMGAGCGCUGCCUUCCCGCCUCGACCCCAAUUAGAGUGGCGCGCGCUUCCCUGAGCCUCCUUCUUUGGCGGGAGCCUCGCGCGCGCCUCCUCCUUCUCCUCCUGACAGCUCUUCCUGACGCUGCCUGUUCUUCCCGCCUUUGCUCUGGCAGCUGCCUAACUCUCCCCUGCCUGCCGGUCUCUCUCUCUCUCUGUCUCUGUCUCUUCCUUUCUCCUCCUUCUCCUUUUGCCUUUUCCCUGCCGCUCUCUACUCGCCCGCCCGCGCGCCUGCCUCUGCCAUUUCCCUGCGCCGCGCGCCUCCUCUUCCUCCUCAGCACCACCAGCAGCGGGGACAGCGGCGGCAGCAUGUCGAACUCGGGCAGGAAGGACUUUGACGUGAAGCACAUCUUGCGCCUCCGCUGGAAACUGUUCAGCCACCCAGCGGCGUCGGCGGGCGGCUGUUUGCAGCCGGACAGCAGCUUCGAGCACUGGGGACCCAGCCAGAGCCGCCUCCUCAAGAGCCAGGAGAGGAGCAGCGGUGGCGGCGGCGCCUUCUGGAAGCGAGCCUCCUCUUCCUCGUCCUCUUCCUCGUCGUCGCCUCGCUCCGCCUCGCCCCUCAACGGGACCCUGCUCCCGGCCACCCGGCUCCAGGCGCUGGCCGAGCAGCCGCCCCGCUCCGUCUUCUACGUGGAGUCCCUAGAGGAGGAGGAGGGGCCCGGGGAGUUCCCUCGCCAGGCGGAGAAAGCGCUUCUCCUGCGCCAGGUCAAGGCGGGAGGAGGAGGAGGAGGGCAGGAGCCCGCGCCUCUCUCCGAUGGCGGCGGAGGAGGCGGUGGAGGCGGCGGACGGGCAACAGGUGACAGCGUCGUCCACAGGUUGUCACCAGCCAGCCUCCCUUUGCAACCUCAGUAUGAUAUGGAUCCUAAUAGUUCUGAAGAGUUUUAUCAGGCUGUACAUCAUGCAGAACAAACCUUCAGGAAGAUGGAGAGUUACUUGAAACAACAGCAACUCUGUGAUGUUAUUUUGAUUGCUGGAAACCGUAAAAUACCUGCACAUAGACUUGUUCUAAGCUCCGUUUCUGAUUACUUUGCUGCCAUGUUUACAAGUGAUGUUUGUGAAGCAAAGCAAGAAGAAAUCAAAAUGGAAGGCAUUGACCCAAGUGCACUAUGGGACCUUGUUCAGUUUGCCUAUACAGGUUGCCUGGAACUAAAGGAAGAUACCAUAGAAAACCUCCUGUCAGCAGCAUGCCUUCUCCAGCUCCCUCAAGUAGUUGAAGUCUGUUGCCAUUUCCUCAUGAAGCUUUUACAUCCAUCUAAUUGUUUGGGAAUCCGGGCAUUUGCAGAUGCUCAAGGAUGCACAGAGCUUAUGCAGGUGGCUCACAACUAUACCAUGGAAAACAUAAUAGAAGUUAUUAGAAAUCAAGAAUUUUUACUGCUGCCAACAGAAGAACUCCAUAAACUUCUAGCUAGUGAUGAUGUGAAUGUUCCUGAUGAGGAAACCAUUUUCCAUGCCUUAAUGAAGUGGGUGAAAUAUGACAUGCAGAGGAGAUGCAAUGACCUGAGUAUGUUACUUGCCUACAUCCGGUUGCCACUUCUUCCACCACAGAUUUUAGCUGACCUUGAAAACCAUGCACUUUUUAAAGAUGACUUGGAAUGUCAGAAGCUGAUUCUGGAAGCCAUGAAAUAUCAUCUUUUACCAGAAAGACGAACUCUUAUGCAAAGUCCAAGAACUAAGCCAAGAAAAUCCACAGUUGGGACCCUCUAUGCAGUUGGAGGAAUGGACAACAACAAAGCAGGUGCUACCACCAUAGAGAAGUAUGAUCUCAGGACAAAUAUAUGGAUCCAAGCAGGAGUGAUGAAUGGCAGAAGAUUACAGUUUGGUGUGGCUGUCAUUGAUGACAAACUCUUCGUUAUAGGAGGCCGCGAUGGUUUAAAGACAUUAAACACUGUUGAAUGUUACAAUCCAAAGACAAAGGCAUGGACUAUUUUGCCUCCAAUGUCAACUCAUAGGCAUGGCUUAGGAGUUACUGUUCUUGAAGGACCAAUUUAUGCAGUGGGAGGUCAUGAUGGCUGGAGUUAUUUGAACACAGUUGAGAGAUGGGACCCCCAAAGUCAACAGUGGACAUUUGUAGCCAGCAUGUCUAUUGCCAGAAGCACGGUCGGUGUGGCAGCAUUAAAUGGCAAGUUAUACUCAGUUGGAGGUCGAGAUGGCAGUUCUUGUUUGAGCUCAAUGGAAUAUUAUGAUCCCCACACUAACAAAUGGAACAUGUGUGCUCCAAUGUGUAAGAGAAGAGGAGGUGUUGGAGUGGCUACCUGUGAUGGUUUCCUCUAUGCAGUUGGAGGCCAUGAUGCCCCUGCUUCUAACCAUUGCUCCAGACUCCUGGAUUAUGUUGAAAGGUAUGAUCCCAAAACUGAUACUUGGACCAUGGUAGCACCACUGAGCAUGCCACGUGAUGCUGUGGGUGUUUGUAUCCUUGGUGAUAAAUUGUAUGCAGUAGGUGGAUAUGAUGGCCAGACAUACCUCAACACCAUGGAGUCAUAUGAUCCUCAAACUAAUGAAUGGACACAGAUGGCCUCUCUAAAUAUUGGAAGAGCCGGAGCCUGUGUUGUGGUUAUAAAGCAACCAUGACUUUGUCUGCAGUGGAUUUUAUUGACUUUUGGGUGGAUUUUUCAGUCACACAAACAAGAAAGAAAACUUUGUUGAGCAUAAGGAUCAAUAGAUACACUCAACCCUCUGUUGAUCACAAACUUGAAAAUGGGGAGACAAAAAAUGAAGAUUUGAUGCCUUUUCCAAUCAUUAGACACUGCUCAAUGACUAAACAGCAACAAGAAGAAAAUCAAUCUGUGGUGGGAGCCAACGUAUGAACAUAAAAGGAUGAAGUUCAGGCCUUGCUCUACAGGCUGUGUGAUGCAGACACAGCAAACUGUCAGUAUCCAAGAUCAACUCUUUAUAAAAAGUGAAGCAACCUAACAAAUGGUUUUCAUAGCACUAGAUAUUUUAACUCUGGAAUCACCAUAGUACACUAAGUCACUUUUUAAAACCAUAGUUUUAUUAAAAGAAAAUGUACAUUCCUGGUUUAUCCCCCCCCCCCCCCAACUCUCUCUCUCAAAGCCUUAUCUUCAAAUGGUUUACAUGUUCUGCCAUUUACACAGACAGUAUUAGACAGGAGAGAACCGUAGUGUCCUCCUAUAAUUAUAAAAUGUCUCUAUCCUUUUCUUUUCAUCAGAAAUUAUCUAAGUUGACUAGUGCAACAUGAUUGUUUCUCUGUUGUUAGACUAUCUUCUCCUACUAAAAUUAUACAUCGUUUCUGGUUGUAGUGAUGUUGUAUUUUAAGUGGGGAGAUCUAAGUGUAGAUGAAAGACUGAUGCUUUUGGACCAUUGCUGCUUCACUACAAUGAAAGAGAUCCAAAGGAAAAUUCUCACAAAUUCACCUUACCUUCUUGUUCAAGCAUGUCAAUUCUUGUCUCUUUCAAAGCUUGUGUGCUUCUCCUGCAUGUGGGAAGUUUGUGGAAGGCAGGGCAACAGCAGCUUUUACUGCAUUGCAUCAUGUAACAGGCAACAUUCAACAAUUGCAAGGCAAUUCCAUUAUGACACAGAAAUACAGUAAGAGACAAAAAUGUUAUAAUGCUUAUGUGUGUUUUCAGAUCUCAUCAUUAUACUGAUUCAAUUGUGUGGUUUUAUUUAUUACUUUAAAAUCUUAUUUCUUCAAGUUAUUUGUACUAUGGGACAAAUUUGCCUUUCAACAAGAGAAGGGUGUAACAAUCUACUGAUGUUUAUUAAAGGCUGAAUAGCAGACACAGAGAGAUGGUGGUUUGAGCACGAAUCGGGAAACAAAUACAGCAUGGACUUAUCCAUGCCCUAUAUACACAAUGUCAUUUACCCAUACCCCUGGAAGUGUUUGUGGGCUCCUCUAGGUCACCCAGAGUGACUCUAUUAUAUGUUUCCCAUUCAAGUGUAGUCAAAAUAAAAGGUUUGCUGUUAUCUGAGGUUUCAGGGAUCCAUAGAGGGUAAUUGAACACAUUCCUUGCAACAACAGCAACCAUUUUUAUUGAUUAGCCAGUUGGCUUUAUAUAUUCCUUGCAAAUAUGGGGAGCAUACUUUACUUUCACCUAGCUAUUUUUUACCCUGUUCAAAAACUAUGAAGAAGACAAAUGGAUAGCAAGGAAGAAAAUCAGCUUUCCACAUUUUAUUUUCAUUUUGGAAUGGAAGAUUUUUACAUAGAUUUGCUAUAUAAUAUCAAAUUUAUACCCAUGGGAUGAUGGAUCAAUAUGAGCAAAAACAGAACAACAAAUCAAGCUGUUUAAGCUGUUUUGGCAAAAUGUGUCUUAAUAGCAUGGAUGAAACAGAAUUCAAAACUAUAUGGAACCUUUUCCCCUAAAGAUCUGCUAUUUGUAUGAAUGAGCCACAGAAAUUGCCUUUUGGAUCUUACAUAGAUGUCAGUGUUGGCUGUGUUAAGUCAGAGCAUGGUUGAACUCUCAUAUCAAAAGACCAAAAUAAAAUUGGUUUUACUGGCGUAUGUAGGACUGUUAAUUUCAUGAGUCACCUCAAUUGUAGCAAGAAUAAAGCUUUCUGUGAAACCUUCUGGGAUGCGGCUGGUGAUUCUGUUUAUUAAAGUUUGGCAAUGAAAAAAA